Prunus persica (peach) is the source of this 1797-nucleotide messenger RNA. Its product is annotated as UPF0481 protein At3g47200. Bases 239 to 1690 code for a protein of 483 amino acids. The transcript is spliced from 2 exons. Lineage: Eukaryota; Viridiplantae; Streptophyta; Magnoliopsida; Rosales; Rosaceae. The record is from RefSeq and is a predicted model, not a curated record.
UUUAUAAAAGAUGAAGUACGUGAACAAUUUCCUACAUCUUUCUCAGAGUUUAGCUAGUUGUAGGUGAGUUUUGGUGGAACAAUCUGUUUAUCCCAAAUCUCAAUCCUACCCAAAAAUCAAUUUGUAGCUUCUACAAAUCCUCCUUGCAUCCCACUUCGAGCUUUGCUGAAUUCAAUACUCUCUCUGUCUACAUAAUCUUCAAAAGCGCUUGUUUCAGCCUUUCGAGACAAUACUUAUCAUGGAGAAUGGUAUACAGAAUAGUACCAGGGACCAUAUUUCAGUUGUUAUAGUAGACGGAUAUAUUGGGCUCCAGGCAUUGGAAAACACCAUGAGAGCAAAGCUUUGCCCUGACUCAUCCUCUUGGGAGGCCAAAAGCUGCAUCUUCAGAGUUCCAAAGGUGCUCAAGAGACAUAAACCAGAGGCAUACGAACCUGAUUUUGUCUCAAUCGGUCCAUUUCACCACGGAGCUGGUAAACAAUUUCAGCACAUGGAAAAUGUGAAACAAUGGUAUUUGAAUAAUCUUUUGUCACGCAGGAAUAAUGUGAGCUUGAAAAACUUAAUCGAUUGCGUCGUUCCGCUGGAGAAAUCGGCCCGCGAAUUUUAUGCUGAACCACUUGAUCAUCUAAGCCAAAAUGACCUGGUAGAAAUGAUGAUACUUGAUGGCUGCUUUGUAAUUGAACUGUUCCGGAAGUACCCUUCUGAUGAGGAACAUAUUGACGCAAAUGACCCCAUCUUCAACAUGGAUUGCAUGUUCCAAUAUCUCUGCCACGACCUGUUGCUGCUAGAAAAUCAGCUACCUUGGUUUGUUCUCCAGCAUUUAUAUGACCUUACCCUCGACCCCAAUGAACCUGAACGCUCCCUCACUAUAGUCAUGCUCACAGUCUUCACCUCACAAAAACCACUGUACCAUAGCUGCGACUCCUAUCUAGGGUAUGUUUAUGAGGACAAGCAUGACAAAAAUUACGAAACUUUGCACAUACUCGAUCUGAUAAGAACUUCGAUAGUUUUUCCGUUCCAAGAUCACAUAAAAGAAAAGGAGAGAAGAGAAAAGGAGCGAAAAAAGAAAACUUUCUGCAGACCGAAAAGAAGAAGAAAUAGCAAUAAUAAUAAAUUAGGGACAGAUAUGGACUCGGAGUUUCCUCCUGCAACUGCUCUAGCGCAGGCAGGCGUUAAAUUUCGUAGCGUUUCUGCUGGCAGCAUAAUGAAUAUUGACUUUGAAAAGGGGGUCUUGCGUUAUAUUGGAUACAAAAGGGGUACUUUUAAAAUUCCACUUCUAUCAAUUGGGGAGUUGACAGAUCCACUGUUGAGGAACCUCAUUGCCUUUGAGCAAUGCUACUAUCACCAUUCGCAUGAAAUAACGUCUUAUGCAUUCUUGAUGAAUAAACUCGUCGCUUCGAGCAAGGACAUGGAGUUUCUUUGCGAGAAACGGAUCAUAGAUAACUGGUUGAACGCUGAAGAUGGCGCCAACUACUUUAGCAGGCUUUGCAAUGACACCGUUCUGAAAAGGUUCUACUAUGAGGAACUCUGCGUUGAAGUGAAUAUGCAUUACCAGAUUAAAUGGUACAGGUGGCUUGAAAAGUUUAACCGCGACUAUUUUGCAAACCCUUGGAGUGCGAUUUCUCUCAUUGCGGCUGCUAUACUUCUGGCUCUCACUGUGGUGCAGACCGUGUACGCCAUUCGCAGUAAGUAGCUUAGCGGGAUAAUUGUUUAUGGUUCGUUUUAUCUAAACUAUGCAUUUUCAUGCACUGAUUGUAUUUUAAUAGUGAAGUGAAUGGUCAAAUUUGAAAUUUCGGAAUU